This is a messenger RNA of Penicillium roqueforti, 396 nucleotides long. RefSeq lists its product as uncharacterized. NCBI's taxonomy places the organism in Eukaryota, Fungi, Ascomycota, Eurotiomycetes, Eurotiales, Aspergillaceae. The record is from RefSeq and is a predicted model, not a curated record. Bases 1 to 396 code for a protein of 131 amino acids. The transcript has 7 exons.
AUGGGUGUAUGCCUGGUGGGCGUCUGCCUUCGCCGGGCAUUCCAGCUCGGGCCUCCCUCUCAACCAGGCUCUGCCCCCGCCACUACCAAAGACCUCCAGCAGGAGGCAGAGGCUCUAGCAAAGAGGGCCCUGCGCCCACCCGCUCGAUCGAUUGCUAAGCGAGAAGGCUCAAAGUUUGCAAGCGUACAAGAUAUCAUGAAUGAUUCUGACAUUGACUACUCACCUGAAGUUGCUCCAACAUUUGCGAAUCUGCAUCGGUAUGACAUUAAUAGGUAUGAAAUGGUGAAUGAUGCGUUGGCCCAAGCCAGGCAGACAGAGAAGAUCAUUGACUGCCAUAUGACAAUACCAAGGAACAUUGGAGCCCACAUUAAAAAAAUGGCGAUCCUCCUUUCGUGA